Molecule: messenger RNA, 990 nt
Organism: Suillus subalutaceus
Lineage: Eukaryota; Fungi; Basidiomycota; Agaricomycetes; Boletales; Suillaceae
Product: GroES-like protein
Exons: 7
Coding region: 1-990 (329 amino acids)
Source: RefSeq, a predicted model, not a curated record
AUGCAAGCCGCCACCGACAUAUUACAAUCGCAAUUGGGGAAGUUGCCUACUGUCGUGCAGCCGGAAUACAAACAUCGUGGAGAUGGCUCAACUAUGAAAACCCUCGCAUGGUUCGGCGCGACAGACGUUCGAGUCAUCGAUGCGCCUAUCCCCGACAUAACAGAACCGGACGACGUAAUCGUUCAAGCAACAGGCACGACUAUUUGUGGAUCAGAUCUACAUCUGUACCACGGGGAGAUCAUGGCCCUUCAGAAGGGCGAUAUUUUGGGCCACGAGUUUAUGAGAGUUGUCGAUCGGAUUGGCCCGAAUGUCAAAAACCUCGCCAUAGGUCAACGCGUUAAUUACAUGUAUGGAACACGCGAUGCUGGCUUCUUUGGAUACUCCCACUUCACAGGUGGUUUCCCUAGUGGCCAAGCAGAGUAUGACCGCGUGCCCUUGGGCGAAGUAAACCUUCUUCCUAUUUCAAAUGACGUCUCAGACGAAGAGGCCCUGUGCCUCUCUGAUGAAGGUGACACCGUCAGAAUAUGGGGUCUUGGUCCGACUCCCAUUGGACAAUGCUGCAUUCGCUGGGCAAAAUUGAAGGGAGCAUCUCGCAUCAUCACUAUAGACCAAGUUCCAGAGCGUCUGGAGUGUGCAAAGGAGCAGGGUUGCGAAGUGGUCAACUUUAGCACGGUCAAGGACGUUAGUCAGAAGGUUCAUGAGAUGGUUCCUGGAGGAUUUGAUGUCGCGGUUCAGUUGACCGUAGUACAUUCCACGAACCGAAGACCUUACUUCUACAAAGGGAUGAAAAUGCUCAUGCUUGAGACUGAUGUUCCCGAGACCGCGAACGAGAUGAUCGUAUCUGUGAGGAAGAUCGGUCGAUGCGGUCUUAUUGCUGCAUAUGCUGGUUUCACCAACGGCUUCAACAUUGGUGCGCUCAUGGAAAAAGGUGUGAGAUUUAUCAGCAAUGGUCAAGCGCCAGUACGACUACAUCAUGGCGAGCAAAUUUGA